Messenger RNA from Columba livia (rock pigeon), 7357 nucleotides. It is a transcript of the gene CBLN4, whose product is annotated as cerebellin 4 precursor. The transcript is spliced from 3 exons. NCBI's taxonomy places the organism in Eukaryota, Metazoa, Chordata, Aves, Columbiformes, Columbidae. Bases 2286 to 2876 code for a protein of 196 amino acids. Gene Ontology annotation, cellular component: synapse. Gene Ontology annotation, molecular function: protein binding. The record is from RefSeq and is a predicted model, not a curated record.
AAACUUUUUAAUCUCUGACAAAUAAUUAAUCUUUCAAAAUUGUCAGCAGUUUCAAAUUUCAAACUAAAUUUUUAUAUAUAUAUAUUUGCUGAUAUUUGUGCUGUGUCAAAAGGUUACUCGUCAGCAUGAGGUACAGAAGAGUUUUUAAGCACAAGAUGUUGAAAUACUGUGGAAUUAUUUAUUAAUUUGUAUUGAUUUAGAAAAUAUUGUGGCACAAAAUCUUUUGCUGUUUUCACAGAGAUUUGUUUUUCAGGAGUCCUCUGGAAAGAUAUUCCUAUGCAUUGGCAUAAAUCUUUUAAUCUGCAGACAUGCUUUCUAUGAAAGGGACAAAAUUUUGCUGCAAGUAUUUGCUUUAUUUCUUGUUUCCUUUUCUAGUUUACACCAAGUGGUACUUCUCAGCUUGACUCUUCUCUCCAUCUUUGUUGGUGUUACUGAAUAAGAAAAUUCUGAGAAAACAGUAAAAUUUCUUUUUACCUCUUGUCUGACCAAUGGGAUUCCUUAAAAUUUGAGUCUGGCUUUCUGAAUUUUGGAGGGUAUUGCAUUUGUUUCUAGCUAAGACAGCUUUUGGCUGCUUUAUGGUUUCUGGAAGAAUUUGCUGAGUUCUGCAGACUUAUUGCUUCACCUUCAGUUCUCCACAUUAACUGAAAAAUAGUCGCAGCUCACAUUGGCCUGGAGAAAACUAUGGUGUUCAGUAGAGAGUGGCUUACAGCGCUUUUUAUCCUUCAGCUUAGUUUCCUGUUGCUCCUUUAAUUUCUUUUGUUUGUUAGUGUCCAUAUCUAUGGUCAGCAUUCAUGAGUGCAUGGAGCUGAGGUGCUGUGUGAGCUGUCUGCAUCCCAAGCCUCUUCUUCUACACAAUGGGAGGCAGCAAGAUGUGCUGUCAUUCACAGCUCCAGAGCGGAUCAGCUCCUUUCCCAUCUGGCUUUGAAAGGCAGAAAAGCUUCACCCAGGUAGAGGUGCCUCUGGACAAGAAGUGAGUGAAGGCUUCUGGUGGUUAAUGGUUAACAUGGGACCUAUUUGUUGCAAAGCUCUUAUAGGCACAAAAAAAUGUUGUAUUGAAAGGUAUCUACGUAAAAAUCAUGCAGACAGAGGUGUCUAAUCAAAACAUUACCAGAAGCUGCCAUUUGGCAGCACCAUGAGAUGAAACCUGGCAACGUUAAUCCUCAAAGAGCAGACAGUAAAUCCCUAUCAGUGAUCCAAGCGUCCAAGGGACUGGCUUUGAGUAGAGCUGCUUUGCUCCUGGCUGCGUGACAGGGAAACAGCGGCAGUGCGCGCAGGGACAGGGUGACAUGCCAAAGCGCAAGCUGCAAACACAUGCACAGGAGGUCUGUGCCCUGGGAAACUCCUCUGGGUUUAGAGGCUACCUUUCAACCAGGUUGCAGUUCUUUACCCCUCUUCCUCUUGAAAACAGGGGCCGUUGCAGUGUUUUGAUGCUUUCUGUUUGGCUUUGUAGCUGCUUAAGAAGCUGUCUGGGAAGACAAGUGUGUGUAUCUGUGUAGUAGGGGCCAACUCCAAGAGGAUGGUCUCUAGUAAUGAAGCAUCGUAUCUGCCCAGCUAGGUGAGAGCUGGGCAGGUUUGCUAUGACAUAACUCUUUGCGGGGGUUGGGGAAGAGAGUAGGGGAGAGAGAGAGAAGUGGAGUCUGCAGCACCCUGGCAGUGCUAUCAGACACAGGAUCUGGCAGCUUUGGGGGAAGCUCCCAGCUCUCCACUCCACUGCUUAGAGCAUCCUGGAUCUCCAGCUCAAAGGGGAGAGAGAGCCAGCAGCAGCAAUCAUGGCAACGUCAAAUGGUUUUAUUUCUUCGUGACCUCUCUCUUCUCCUCUCUCUCAACAAUAAUCCACCUGAGGGCUUUUUUUUUUUUUUUUUUUUUCUCUCUUUCCUCACUCCCCACUCCUCUUUCUCACUCUUUUUUUUUUUUUGAUGAGGAGAGAGGAGAAAAGGGAGCACUGGAAAGUGUUUAUUUUGUUCGGCAGUUUUUUGCGGCAUGUUUUAAAGAGCUCAUGAAAGGACCCAGGUAAAGGAAGAACGCACGAAGUGGUGGCUGAGGGGGGAGGAGGAGGAGAAGAAGGAGACGAAAAAAAAAGAAGGACUCGGAGGGAAGAAUCUGGAGGAAGGAAGACAGACUUUCAGCGCGGCGUUGCCGGGAGGUGCGGGUGUGUGUCUGUGCGUGUGUGUGUGUGAGCGGGGGGAGCGGCUGCCGCUGCUGCCGGCGGUGCCUCCCGCUGGUGCGCGGCGCGGUGGCCGGAGCGGGGCGCGGAGCGGCGGCGCGGGCGGCCGCGGGUGCGGACCAUGGGCUGGCGGCUGCUGCCCGCCGUCCUGCUGGCCCUGGCGCUGGGCGGCCCCGCGGCGCGGGCGCAGAACGACACGGAGCCCAUCGUCCUGGAGGGCAAGUGCCUGGUGGUUUGCGACUCCAACCCGGCUACCGACGCCAAGGGCUCGUCCUCCUCCCCGCUGGGAAUCUCCGUGCGGGCGGCCAACUCCAAGGUCGCCUUCUCGGCCGUGAGGAGCACCAACCACGAGCCCUCCGAGAUGAGCAACAAGACGCGCAUCAUCUACUUCGACCAGAUCCUAGUAAAUGUGGGGAAUUUUUUCACGUUGGAGUCUGUCUUUGUAGCACCAAGAAAAGGAAUUUACAGUUUCAGUUUUCACGUAAUUAAAGUCUAUCAGAGUCAAACAAUUCAGGUUAAUUUGAUGCUAAAUGGAAAGCCAGUUAUUUCUGCUUUUGCUGGGGACAAGGACGUCACACGUGAAGCUGCCACUAAUGGAGUCCUGCUCUAUCUAGACAAGGAGGAUAAGGUUUACCUGAAGUUGGAGAAAGGUAAUCUGGUCGGUGGAUGGCAGUAUUCUACGUUUUCUGGCUUUCUGGUCUUUCCCCUGUAAAGUCAAUUUUCCUGUGACAUUCAUCCAGGUGUGGACUCAUCAUUGCCUCUGUUACACGAAGAUCAUUAUAUCAUCACGGGAUUGAUGUUUCUUUAUUGGUUUUUCAUGGGUGAAUAUGGAUUCUCUUUAUGGAUUUUGGCUCCAUCUGAACUACUCAGAAGUUUCACAGAAUUUUGUGUGUUUAAAUACAAUAUAUUUGGAUUGAGACUAAACAGACAAUAAAUAUCUAUGCUUAAUGUCACAGUCUAAAGCUGCCUGCAAGAUUUAUUCAGAUUUCAUUUACUGGACUUACUGGAUUCGUGAGAGAUGUGGAUUUUCUUUAAUUAUGAAAAGACUGGCAACCAGGUCUAUAAUUUAAGAGAGUUUGAGUUCAGACUUCAAUCAAGAGUUAAUGUGUUGCUGCCAAAGAACUGUAUAUUGAUAUACUGGUCAUACAUGUUUUUGUCAUUGGGACUUAACUGACAUGAUCUGUUCCAUUGUCUUGAGAAAGGUAAUUAUUAUUGAUAAGUGGUUGACUUUGAUUCUCCUCUGCGUGUAGUGUGUUGGAUGGUUCACCCAUAUAUUUAUGCUCUGUCACCGGUCACAAUCAAGUCUAGCCUCCAUCAAGCUAAGAGGUUAUGGUUGCAUUUUAGUUGGAUAUGUAAGGUGUUCCUCUUUCCCACGUGCUGUUUUCUAAAAGGAAGAGCAGAGUAUGACCAUGAAGAGAAAUAUUAUUACCAGGGUUAAAGGUGAUCAUUCAGGCAUAACCCUGCAAAACAGCUGAAGGAAAUCUAGCACUUGUUCUUCAAUUUUAAUUAACAUGAUUGAUAAUAACUGCUUUAUUAAAAACCUAAGGGAUUCCUUCCUUAGACACAACCACUUCAUUAGCUGGAGAUGAGAUUCCCCUGUUUGUAAUUGUGUCUAUUUUUCAAACCUUCUGUUGUGUUAAAGGUAUCAUCUGGUUUUGCCUUAACUCCACAACUGUAUAUAAUUUUAGAUCUUACGUUUAACUAAUACUAAAUCCAAACAGCCGGUACCUAACUUGGUGCAAUAUCUUUUCGGCUUUUUGUACAGGUCAUAUGAAUUCAUAAACUUAUUUAUUAUAUCAUUGUUACAUAAUAAAGAUUAACAUAUGUUAGCUGAAUUUUUGACCUUUGGAUUUUGGAAGUCACUCCAUGCUAUUUUUUUAUUGGAUGUAAUUAUUAUAUGCAGAGUGUAAGCUUUUGGUCCUAGAGGUAAUCAGAAUGAUCUAAAGAUAACCUAUGCAUUUUAUUUAAAAAAAACAUUUAGACAGAAAUCCUGGCUUCACUGAAGUUAGUGUUAAGAAUCACAUUGAUUCCAAAGGAUUUUGGAUGAAACCAGUGCUUUAGGUUUUGCCAUCAGCAUUAAACUCCAGUGCAAUCAAACUGAAUAUCAGUUAAAAAUUAUUUUCACAUAAACUGCUAAUGAAACCUUCAUCCCUCAUGCCCAAAUUAUACACUGAAUUGGAUGGGUCUUUGUGCCUUGCAUAUCAUGAAGGAUAUGGUUCUAAAUUAAAAAAAUACUCCACACUUUAGAAUGUUUCUAGAUGGAAGCAUAUCCAGCAAUCUGGGUUUCUCGAAAAGCCAGUUUAGGCUUGGAAUUGCUGUUUUAGGUAAUCUAAAAUUAACGAUCUUCACUUGUUAGCCACGUGCAGUGUAUCACAUUGCUCUAAGUGCUGUAAAUGGAUUUCAGUGAUUUAAAGUCUUGGGCAUGGCUCCUGAUAAAGAUGUCAGGGAACCAGCGGCACAGAAUUGUGCUCUAAUUCCAUAUUUGUCUGGACUCAACAUAUAGGAGUUUUUGAGGAAUUUCAGGAGGGAAGGUGGGUAUGUUUGCACUCCUAUGAUGUAAGUUAGAUGAGAAGGGCAUUUAUUAGAUAUAGUGUUGUUUCUGUUUAGUUUGGGAGGAAGUGGAAAGUCAUGGCAAGAAGCAAAUGAGUUACAUAGCUGAAAAAUAAGAAAAAGUUUUCCAUUAAGACUAAUCAAAAUGUAUCACCACUGUACUCCAAAAACGUGUGUGUGUGUAUAUAUGCGUGUAUCUCACCUGCCCCUGGGAUUGUAGCACAUAAUAUGCAUGAUGUUAUAAAAAAGUUAUUUGUCAUAAGAGUUUAUUUCGGAGAGGAAUAUCAGUAUUUUGUAUAAAAUUGGUAAAAUCUGAAAGCUCACCUUACCCAUGAAUAUAUAUUUAAUGUAAAGGAAAUGUUCCUAUAUAAACAGAAGAAAAAUAACAUUAAAGGUGUCACUAUACUUUUCAGACUGAUCAAAUGUAUCUAACUUCUUUAGUUUGUAAACAUAUGAUUUUUUAAAAGCUGCCUUGAGCAUUCAGCAAUAAUACUGAACUAUCUUAAUAUGCUGUUGAUUUCCCCUUGGCAAAACAUUUCUGAUUGCUUCAGAGUCGUUAACAGUUAUUUAAACUUUAACUAGAGAGUCUAGGAAGUUAUUCAAUUAAAGAGAGACAUUCUGAAGGAAAUGUCCUAAAUUUUUAUUCUCCACCUCUAAAACCAGAAUUACUAAUUAUUUUGCUGGUUAAAGGGAAAAAAGUUUCGGAGAAGUCACCUUAGAGCAGCUUGUGUUAUCUACAGCCACCGCUGAGCACCCACUCUGCUCAGCUGGACAACUGGCACACCCGUUCUCUCAGCUCACAUUUUAAAUGAUUUGAUAAGAAAAAAAAUGUGGUUUCUUAAACUACAAUUUGAGCUGCUUUCCAGACCUGGAGCUUGUUUUCAUUGUGUUGUCCCACACUUCAGUUAUGUCAAAAGAGUUUCCUCCAGAAAGGUGUUCUGAGUAGAAAAGGUAACCUAGAUAGAGCUGGGACUGCAAACCGGACUGCGGAGCCAAAAAUGAUACUGAAAAUGCACCAUUCAAAAGAGCCUGGGCUAUGGAAGGGUUUUUGGAAAAGGCACUGAGGUAGCUUUGGAAAUUUCACAAGCAGUUUUGUGUUUCCUUAAAAAGGAAAUGCUGACUUUUGUUUUGUGUUGUGUCAUUUUCUAGUGUCUGAGUCUUAAUUAAAUCACUUUUGCCAAGUCAUGGUAGAGUGAGUAUUGCAACCUCAGUGUUACUACUGAGAAAAUAGAGCCAGGGCUAGGAAAUGAGCAACGCCAAUCCGAGUACCAACAGGCGUCCUGUUCAGUUUGCUGGAUUGCUCCUUUUUCUCAUACAACACAUUUUUUUAAAGACAAAAUAUGGGUUUGGAAUGAAUGGCAUAUUGCUAUCUUAGUCCAUAUUAUUUAGAUGUCUAUUUCUAGAAAGAUGAAUACAGUGAAACAGAAUAUUUUAAAAUGACCUGAGAAACUCACAAUUAGCUCUCUCUGUUUUUAUGUUAUUUUAUUUUUUGUGCAAGCCCCCAAAGGAACACAUCUUCAGUAUGUAUAGUAUUUUUACAAGCAGCUUUUAGGAUAGAGAAGAUAAAUGCAAGAAGCAGUAUGUCAUAAUCACAACCAGGAAGCCGAACUAUUAACAUGAAAUAUGUGCUGAAGCAGAGAAGCAGAUAUAUGUUCUCCUCCUUUUAUAAGGGUUUCUGAGCUGGUAACGUGUUUUACCUUAACAAUUCAUUACAGUUGCCCUUCAUAUUUUAAGAGCUCUUUUUAUAUAUAUUCAAACUCUUUGCUUUCUAAAGACAGUGUUAACCAGAUGACUCAAUGUAAAUAAAUUAAGAUCCCCAGUGACAGAAUUUAUUGGCUGGCACAUGCCACAACAACAUAUUUUUUGUGCUAUUGCUGUCCAGAUGGAAAAGACUCCUUUGAGAAAAGGCAUUUUCUUAGACACUGAGCUAAAGUUAUUUAUCUGUUGCUGGUUAGGAACAGGAUGGGAAAAACAACUUCCUACCCUAGAGCACUAAGGGGAAUGCAUAGAAAGAAUAAUGAUAAAAAUCAGUCAUUGUUAUAUAAGUGAUGAUGAGAAUAAUGGAAACGUGUCUUGAAUAGUCUGUUUAGUGAAAGCUGUGAUCUAAGGCAUUUGAUGGAAGCAAUCACUAUUUUAAUCUCCACAGUUUGGGGGAAGGGAAAAUGCCAGUUGCAUCAUUUUUAACAAGUUCUUUUCCCUUUAUUUCUUCUACCUUUUGGUUCUGCUUAGCUGAAAAAAAAAAAAAAUUGAUCAGAAAUUCUAGGAAAAUCAUUCUAUGAUUCUAUGAGGUGAUCUAAGAAAAGUUCAUUUCUGAAGAGGGAUGGAGAACUUUUUCUUUGGUUGGGUUUUGUUUUGUUUUGUUUUUGUAUCUGAUGUGAGGGGGGAAAAACUAGCAGGAGAGGGAGAGAAAAUGACAAACUUGAGUUCAUCUAAAUACAUUCUUGACCUAUUGUCCAGUUCAGUGAAUUGCCUAAGUAUGUUCUGCUUAUAUGCAUAAUACUUUUCUACAAUGCAUGAUGCUGACCCAUCCUGUUAAGGCCACCAUGUUGUAAUUUGAUGGCUUUUAAUCCUGCUGGAGGAAACUAGAUGUAGAAGUGUAGUGCAGAGCACUGGAGAUCGGCAAAUAAAACAGCUUUAUCUCUG